AUGGCGAUUUUUGAAAAAUCUUUGCAAAGCAAGGUUCGAAUAGAUGACACUGAUACGCUAGUAUGUCUCUUAGAAAAUGCCCAGAGUAUCAACAAACAUACUGAAUAUAUUUUACGAGUACAAAAAGGACCAAACAAGGAAAAAACCUGCGUCUCACGUAGAUACAGGGAUUUUGCGGUUUUGAAUACAAAUCUGCAGCAAGCAAACAUAGAUCUGCCCAUUCCACCAAAGAAGCUUAUUGGAAACAUGCAGCCAUCGUUUGUAGCAGAACGACAAAUAGCUUUACAGAAUUAUAUAAAUGAAGUUUUAAAACAUCAAAUACUAGCUCUAUCACUUCCAGUAAGAAGUUUUUUGGAUCCAAAUAAUUACUCACUUUCAAUAGCAGAGCAAGCUUUACAGACAGUGUCAAUAGCUUUAAGGGGCAGUGGACAAUUUGAUCUUAAAUCACCUCUACCAGAUAUUGGUUGGAGAAUAAGAAAACAAUACUUUUUAGUCAAUGAAUCUGAAAGUGGAUCGAACUGUAUAUUAUCAUAUCAGAGCUAUGGACCCGAUCACUGUCUUCAUGUUAAAGACCUGCAGGCUGCCUUCAAAAGCUUGCAGAAUAUAUCACAUCCGUACAUAGCGGACAUAUUAGCAAUGAACACGUUAGAAACUGGCGCCUACGUUGUAAGACGGAUAUACAAGAAUGGUAGCUUCAGAGAUCUAUUAUAUGGAACAGAGUAUAAUAAAAAUCAUCUGGCUAAAUAUGGCAACCCGAAGACGAGGAAGCCGUUCACCAACGGUCAGAUAUCACACUACGGAUACCAAAUAUUACAGGCGUUGAAGUUUUUACACAGCAAGGGCUUACCACACGGUCACGUACACCCCGGCAACAUAACCGUUGACAACCAGAGCGCUCUGCUAUUGGAUAUAGAGAACAUGUUGCUGGGUGUACCAAGCUUGUACCGGCCGUACGUACUUGAUGUGAGGAGAGCUAACACUAUGGAGUCAGUGGACGUGUAUUGUUUUGGGAGGACUUUAUACGAGAUGGCCUUCGCGACGCCGCUACAACAAUACUACUGUGACGAUUACCCUGAUAAUAUACCGCAAGAUUUGGAAUCGGUGUUAAGGUUGUGUUUGUCGAGCGGAUCCUGCAAACAAGACCUCCCGACCUUGGACACCCUGUUACACCAUCCACUGUUCACGCGAGCGACGCUCAACGGCCUUACACCACGGUGUGAUAGGCGGCCGCAUCUGAAGUUCCCUUUGAACAUUAAAGAACAGAUUAAAACAGCGGUCGGUGUUGUUGAAGACAGGAUACAGGCGGAUCAGAAGGCCGUCCGCGCCGCUAGAAAAGAAGUGAGAAUACAAGAAAUACUCAACUCAGAAGAAGAAAUGAAAAAACAGAAGAAGCGAGCGAAAAAGCGUUCGAGUGUGUGGAAGUCAAGUUCGUCGCUGGCGGAGGCUAGUCGUAGCGCCAGUGGAGCCUCCUCGCCCACACUCACACCCAUACCAAUCGACACGAGUGCAAACAGCUCGUUCCGUGCAGAUUCAAGUCUGAACACAGGCAACACCGCUGACAAUACACCCAGUAAUGGCGCGACUCUUCCCCCUGGCAGCUCUGCCAGCUCACGCGGAGCUCUUCUCAGUGACAUUUGUUCGUUCGACCGGAGCCGACUGUCGCGAGUGACGUCAUCGUUAUCAUAG
Messenger RNA from Danaus chrysippus (African queen), 1686 nucleotides. The record is from the annotation of a GenBank genome assembly. NCBI's taxonomy places the organism in Eukaryota, Metazoa, Arthropoda, Insecta, Lepidoptera, Nymphalidae.